This is a messenger RNA of Telopea speciosissima, 1110 nucleotides long. RefSeq lists its product as uncharacterized. NCBI's taxonomy places the organism in Eukaryota, Viridiplantae, Streptophyta, Magnoliopsida, Proteales, Proteaceae. The record is from RefSeq and is a predicted model, not a curated record. The transcript has a single exon. Bases 65 to 1048 code for a protein of 327 amino acids.
UUGGAUAUUAAAGCAAUCAUGAACUAACAAUAGUAGCUGUGGGAUGUGAUUCUGGAGUGUGAGGAUGAGGCCUUUGAGCAGUUUAGGGAUUGGUCUUAGUCUGGUUUUCGGUUUUCUGCUUUUGGCUCUUGUUGCGGAGCUCUAUUACUUGUUAUGGUGGAAGAAAAGAUUCACCAACAGAGAAAUUGAUGAUGAUUACAGCAGCCCUGGGAGAGAGCUAUUUUACCCAUUCUGCUGGAAGAAACCACCGUUGUUGAGUUCCACAGCUUUGAGCCCUCAGGAACUCUGCACCUCUGUGAGAAUUACAGGGGCCCAUGGCCAUGAAACAGAGAAUCAGCUUAACCUUUGUUCAGGUUCAAAUAGGGAUUUUCUGCUGAAACCCUUUGAAGAGGACGACGAUAUGGAUUUGGAACUCAUGAUGCUGCAUAAUCUAGCUGGGCCUCCAAGAUUCCUCUUCACCAUCAAAGAAGAGACAAAGGAGGAUUUGGAAUCCGAGGAUGGGAAGUCCAGAGGUGAUAGAAGCCGAAAAGGGUCGAGAAGUAGGAGCUUGAGUGAAAUAUUGACAGUGGAGACCCCUUUUUUGACUCCUUUGUCUUCUCCGCAAUUUUUCACUCCACCGCUGACCCCUGUGGACUCGCAUAGCCAACAUGGAUUCAACCCUUUCUAUGAAUCAUCAACAGGUGCGGAGCUGAACAGGAUUAGGUCUUCACCACCUCCAAAAUUCGGGUUCUUGAAAAAUGCGGAAGAGAAGCUGUACAGAAGAAAACUGAUUGAAGAAGCCCAGAAAAAGAUCCAUAAAAAUGGUGGGUUUGUUCAAGAUGGGUUGGCGAACGCUCCUCCUGCUUCAUCUGUGGUCACAAAUGAGGAAGAUGGAUCUUUUAUCACUAUCAUUGUCGGUAAAAACAAAGAGAGAGAGUUUCAUCACCACCAUCAACUAGCACAUCACCAUUCUAGUGCUUCACAAGUGCUACCUCUAGAUUCUUCUCCUUCCACAAUCCAGCCAGUUUACAGGAAACCCGUCUUGCAUUCCAGUCCCAUGCUGAGAUGAAAAAAAUAAAAAUAAGAAACGGGCUAUAAUUGAUCUCUUACCCCCCCCCCCCCCCCCCCAAU